Messenger RNA from Purpureocillium takamizusanense, 1620 nucleotides. RefSeq lists its product as uncharacterized. The transcript has a single exon. Gene Ontology annotation, biological process: transcription initiation at RNA polymerase II promoter; RNA polymerase II preinitiation complex assembly. NCBI's taxonomy places the organism in Eukaryota, Fungi, Ascomycota, Sordariomycetes, Hypocreales, Ophiocordycipitaceae. Gene Ontology annotation, cellular component: transcription factor TFIID complex. Gene Ontology annotation, molecular function: RNA polymerase II general transcription initiation factor activity. The coding region runs from base 1 to 1620 and encodes 539 amino acids. The record is from RefSeq and is a predicted model, not a curated record.
AUGUCUGCCCCCGGCGACGGCGGCGCCAUGCCUGCGCCGCCGCCGAAGCCGCGCCUGAAAAUCAACGUCAGCCGCUCCUCGUCCUUUGCCGCCGCCGCGCCCGAUGCCUCGACCGCCGCGACUCCCGGUCCGGCAGCGAGCGGCACCCAGCGGACGCCCGCCUCCGCGACCCCGACCAACGGCGGUGCCGGCCCCCGCAAAGUCAAGCUCAAGAUCAGCUCUUCGCAACCCCCGACGCCCUCCCUAGACAAGGACAAGGCCCCUCCAGCGCCGCCGCCCGCCGCUGCGCCUGUUGUCAAGACAAAGGCCGGCCGCCAGCCCAAGCCCACGCAGAAGCUCGUCGAGAGCAAGAAGCGAACGCACGACGAUGACGAGGACCUGCCGCUGGCCGUCUCCGCCGGAGGCCCCCCAACCACCAAGAUCAAGAUCCGCCAGUCCAUCGGAGUCUCCAAGGCCGGGCCAACCCAAGUCGUUCUCAAACCGCGCGGACGCCCACCGCUCCACCCACCCGGCGACGGAUACGACUCCGAGGCCAGCGACAGGGAAAUCGACCCGGCCAUCGAGGAGCAGUUCAUCUUGCGCAUGCCCCCGGGUGAGCACUGCGAGUACGUCCGCUGGUGCAUGGACAACGGCAAGAUGGGCGUGCCGCGCAGCCAGGGCGGCGCCGACAUCUCCCUCAAGUUUUUCGACGAGGAGUCGCGCCGCGCCAUGGUCACCGUCAAGGGCCAGCACUUUGCCGCCGUCAUGGUCGACCUGCCCACCAUCACCGAGGCCAUGAAGACGUGGGACAAGAAGUCCUUUAUGAAGUCGGCCGAUAUCUGCCAGAUGCUGCUCGCCUUCCAGACGGUCAAGGACGAUGCCGAGGCCAAGACGGCUCCGCUGCCCACCAUGAUCGACCCCAACUUCAAGUGGCCUCACGGCCUCACCCCUCCCAUGCACGACUGCGUCAACCGCCGCUUCGCAAAGACCAUCAGCCGCAAGGAAAUCGAGGACAAGGAAGCUGAGGUCGAGAGGCUUCUCGCCGAGGAUGCGAAGGCCGCGUCCACGAAGUGGGAAUGGGUCGAUGAGCGCCAGCGCGAGGCUGAUGAGGACUACGGCGCCGAUGAGGACGCCGAGGGCGAGGUCGACGACUCCGCCGCCAUGGGCUACUUCGGCGCCCAGGACGCCGGCGACGUCGCCGACGGCGCUGUGGACGACCACGACGACCUCGAGGCCGACCUCGAGGCCGCCUUUGCCGACGACGGCCUCGCCGAUACACCUGCUACGGGCGGCGACAUGGCGACGCCCAUGACGACACAGGUCGAGACCCCCGCCGCUGGCCUGCACGAGAGCAUCGAGAACGACGAGUCGGAAGAGGACGACGACGACGACGACGACGACGAUGACGAUGAUGAUGACGACGACGAGGACCUCGACGAGGACCAGCGCGCCCAGCGCGACGAGAUGCAGGGCGUGCGCGACAUCAUCCACGACAUGACCAAGCAGCUCGCCCGCCGUAUGGAGGACUUGGGCAAGACCCACAACAAGAUUCUCCGCAGCCGCCUCGAGAACCAGAUCAAGCAGCUGAGGUCCGAGAUUGACCUCAAGAAAUCGUCCAUUGGCAUGGAGUUGGAUGACUAG